UUCUUGGUUUUUGGUCGUUUGUAGCGUGACUUGUUAGUCACGACGCUGCGUGCGUUUUGAACUAGCCGUACGAUACACGACCACUAAUACGAACGAGAAUUCGCUAAAGUCGAUUGCAACACCGCUCGACUAUCGAAUGUGAACUGUUCAAAAUAUCGAUAUACUGAUUGACGAGGAAGUGCUGAUAAUACAUCGCUGGCGGACCGCUAGAUUAUUGAGGUUGAUUUUCCAUUUCGUCGUACGUGACAUCGUUCUGCGUGGCCACGCGCGAUUCUACUCCCGGGACACUUUUGUUGGAAUGAAUGUCAGUAAAAUCUGAGAUCGACUGGUACGGCACACGUGCCAUAAUGUUACCGAAAGACUCGGUCGAGGAGAGUUUUAGGAUUCAUUUUUCUCCUUUGCACGAUAGCCAGUGACCCGCCCCGUCGAAAUUUUCUUUGACCGCAGCAAAUCAUCGAACAAUGGAGAACUACACAGAGGAGAACACCAUCAACAUGAACGGAAGUGAGGAGCUACAGGAGAAGAUAAAUAGACUAGAAUCUGAAAACGUGAAGAUGCGAGAAGAAUUCAAUGUUCAGAGGGCAAAGUUGAAGGAACUGUUUCUUCAAACAGAAGACGAACUACAGAGAAGAUUAAACGAUAAUACCACUUUGCAAGAACAGAAUGCGAAGCUGAAAAAUGAGUUGUACGAGAUGCAGAAUCUACUGGUUAGAACUAAUUUAAAAAUGAUACGUGAUACGGUGGAGGAAUCUUCAAGCUCGCGGAUACAAUUGGAUGCAGAAGUAUCAAAAUUAAAAGUGACUCUGACCAAGUUGCAGGAAGAGAACAAAUGGUUAAAGUCACAAUUACCUAGGGAGCCGCCUGUGGAUGGACCGCAGAUAUCGUUGUCAACAGUAACAAAAACAAUAGCCCGGAAAGUAGUUUCACAGUUAGGCGCCGAUGCUUUAUCUUUAGGUUCUGACAAUCUCGAGGAAAGCAUGAGGAAGGUAAAAAGAUAUGCACAGGAAGAUGCAGAAGUUCUGCGUUCACUGGUAGUGCCACUCGAAGAAGAAAUUAAAGCCUUGAAAGAGAAAUUAAGAGCCACAGACGACGAGUUACAGAAAUGCAAAGAGUCGGUAAAGAGACAACAGGAGCCGGGUUCGUUCGAGCCCGCGUGCGACAUGUGCGCUAAUUACGAAGCGCAAUUAGUCAAAAUGCAAGCCACUGCUAAAGAUUUAGAGAAACAACUUUUGGACUCCGAGCGUAUGUUGCAAAUGCAGAAAGAGGAUCUGGCCAAGGAGGUGGAGUUUCGUAAAGAAAUGGAAGAGAAAUGGAAUGAAAAAAAGGAGGAACAUAAAAUCAAAGUAGCCGAACUCACGGAUACCUCGCAAACAGUACAACAGACUUUGGUUGAAUUGAAAAAAGCUUUCGAACAAGUUCAGAGGAAUGCCAAAGAAGAACUGGUGAAAUUGACGCGGGGUCGAGAGGAAGUACAGAGGCACCUUAUCGCACUGCAAAAAGAAAAUGAGAAUCUUGUUGGUAAGCAUAGUAAACAUUCCCAACAACUACAGAGUGAGAGUAUCAACAUGCCGAAUAAUGUCGAGGAGCUGCAUGUCAGUCUUUUAAAGAUGCGCGAAGAUCUGAUCACUGCUAAAGUGGCACAAGAAGUUGCGCAAGAAAAGGAAGAAACGUUAAGAUAUGAAGUAACUUUGUUACAUGAACAAAUGGAACAAGAAAGUAGAGUGAAAGAACAAGAAGUAUUGGUAUUAAAGAAUGAAAUUAGCGGAUUAAGAACACAAUUAGAUAAGUAUAUUAGAGAUCAUCGAUCGCUUGCCGAAAGGGAAGAGAAACUGGAGCGUUUAGAAAAACAAUUGGAAGCUGUCUUGAAAGAGAAUAAAGAGGCUGAAUUAAAAAUUGCCGAAUUACGGCAAAGAGUUACCAGUCUUCAGCAAGAACUAGAUACUAGUGAAGCGGUACAAAAAGACUUCGUUAGACUGUCGCAAUCAUUGCAGGUACAAUUAGAAAGGAUCAGACAAGCUGGUAGCGAAGUAAGAUGGCAACAUGAAGAAGACGUGGAAGAAUGCCCUACUUGUCAUAAUGCUUUCACAGUUACAAAGAAAAAGGUGCAUUGCCGCCAUUGUGGCCAUAUAUUUUGUUUGUCUUGUCUUUCACAUGUUGUGAAAAGUGGACCCAAACAAAGACCAUCCAGAGUCUGUGAUGUUUGCCAUACGUUAUUGGUGCAGGACACAGCACCGUACUUUAGCCAAGAACCCCCACAUACACCUGAUUAAAUAUUCUGACACGAAAUCAGUCCAGCAAGAUGUGCAAUAUGAAUUCGUUUCAGGAAGACUUAGAGAUGCUCUUAGUAUGAGAGGAUGCUAGAUAAGAUUCCUAUUACCUGACAACUGGAGUGAUAAGAUAAAUAUCGUGUAAAUACGAAUUAUGUACUACUUAAUGUUUAUUGUAAUUUAAAAGAUUAAAGCUUUUGAAUGUAUGUGUUAUCCAAAAAUUAAUGAAUAUAUAUCUAUUGUCUUGUUAUCUACAUUGCUAAAAGUAAGUCUCGUAUGGAAAGAAUAUAUUGGACAUUUCACUAA
Messenger RNA from Megalopta genalis, 2573 nucleotides. RefSeq names its product Rab GTPase-binding effector protein rabaptin-5 (gene Rbpn-5). Gene Ontology annotation, molecular function: GTPase activator activity; metal ion binding; growth factor activity. Gene Ontology annotation, cellular component: intracellular membrane-bounded organelle. Gene Ontology annotation, biological process: endocytosis. Lineage: Eukaryota; Metazoa; Arthropoda; Insecta; Hymenoptera; Halictidae. The record is from RefSeq and is a predicted model, not a curated record.